Messenger RNA from Fusarium odoratissimum NRRL 54006, 1401 nucleotides. RefSeq lists its product as uncharacterized. Lineage: Eukaryota; Fungi; Ascomycota; Sordariomycetes; Hypocreales; Nectriaceae. The record is from RefSeq and is a predicted model, not a curated record. The coding region runs from base 1 to 1401 and encodes 466 amino acids. The transcript has a single exon.
AUGCCUCCUCGUUUCCACUCCCUCCCUCCCGAGAUCCAGGACAUGAUCCUGGAAGACAUUUCCCGAGAACCCUCAACCGCCCCUUACGCCACCGUCUGCAAGUCCUGGCAGAAUUUCUUCGAGCGCAAGAAUUUCAGGUCGUUCGCUAUCGAGCAAGAUGACCUGCGCUGCCUCUCACGACUCCUGACCGCCCGACGCCAAGGUUUCGUCAAACAUAUAUGGUAUCGAAUCUAUCUUCCUAAUUCCAAUCCCAGGAUUUCAACCAAAAUCAAGAGGUUCGAAAAGCCUAAAGUAACAUUCCGUGCGGACAGGGUCUUUACCCAUUCCAUCUUUGGACUCUGGGAUAUCCUUUCUCUAUGGGAUCCAGAGAACAGAAUCACCCUUGAGCUAAGUGUUUACGCAUACGACGAUUGGGCUCCUAUUCUGCGGCAAGAGCGUAUAUUUGAACGGGAUCUUGCAGCGUACAAAGUCCACAAGGAGUCGGGGUCAAGAGAACCUUACCGUUACGAUAAUCCUCACGGACCUUACAUUGAACAAUACAGGUUGUGGGGCUUGCCGUAUGCUGAUCACAGGAUACGGGGUCACUGGAACGCCUGUAGGCAUGACCUCAUAGGUUGGAAGGAUAUUGAACUCACCACAGCAAGACGCGCAGAUGCACGACCGUACUACAUAGAGGAAAAUGCCAUCCUCCCUCGCGUCCCUAUUAUCUCCAAGUUCCUCAUCCGCAACACGCAAUUCCGUCGAAUAUAUCCAGGAACUCUACUUCAAAUGUUCAAAAGUUUCAAAAACCUUGAAGAUGUCACGAUCGAGCGAUGGGCUUCUGUCGACGCCGGUGACGAGACAGAUUGGACCCGACAUGCCUCUGUAGCUUUUGCCUCGGAGCUCCCAGCUUCAGUCAAGACAUUGUCCAUCAAUGGAAGAAAAUGCGCUGUGUUCCAGGAUUGGGUAUCACGCGAUGUUAAACUAAGAAACAUUUUAGCCAAACGCUUCCGCCAAUACUCCAAGGAACUGGCACACAUGUCUGUAACGGACGUUAUCGAUGCCAAAGACUUCCUCGAUCUCUUCCGCGCCUCCGUCUCAGAGGACGACUUGGAAUCAUUGAUAAGGUGGCCUGAUCUUGAGACACUUACGCUAUCGACAGAUUUAUUCGAGACGCAAAAUCGAGUCAAAAUAGAGAAAUUGCUCUGCUCUGCGGCGAGAGCAGCACGAAAGAUGCCACAACUUCGAAAACUUGAAAUCAGGAGCAGCAGACAUGCACAAUGCUUGUUUCGGUACAAUGUAGUCGAAGCUAUAGCAGAGGUAACGUGGUCAGGGCCAGUUGUCGAUAGUACCGAUAUUAUGAAGGAGUGGGAGAAGACAUCUGCAUGGAGAAACAACAUUGACGUGAUAAAUGAUUUCUGA